Symbiodinium sp. CCMP2592 is the source of this 1209-nucleotide messenger RNA. Lineage: Eukaryota; Dinophyceae; Suessiales; Symbiodiniaceae. The record is from the annotation of a GenBank genome assembly.
AUGCAACGCUCACCGGCAAAAGGUUUUGCGGAAGAUGCAACAGAGAGCCAGAACCAAUCUCCUCAAGAUCUUACUUGCAAACAGCGAGACGGUCAUAUCCUUGGUGUGAAGGACGGCCUCAAGGAGAAGAUCGCCGAGUUGGACGGCAAGUAUGCUGAGCACGACGAGAAGGUCAAAGCGGUCGAAGAGCUAGCUGCACCUCUGACCAACGCCAAGGCCAUGUCCUCGACGGAGCUUGUGCCCCUGCUCGACAAGCUGGAGGAGCAGGUCACUGAAGCCAAAGAGGCAGUGCUCGCCUUCAAAACCCAGGAUAUCACCGAGGAGAAGAAAGGUGUUGACAAGGAGCUGGCAGGCUGGUUCCUCAUUGAGUGCAGACCGCUGGACUCCAAGACUGCUGCUUUGGACGCCCGCCUUGGCAGGCUCAGUGCCACGCUGGCAAGGUGCCGUGCCGAUGUCAAGGGCAAGGCAGCGCAGGAGAUGCAGCAGCUAGAGAAGCAAGCGCUGGCUGCGCUCCGGCAUCAUCAGCAUGUGAAAGAGCUGUCCAGUGAUGACGUGUCCAAAGACAUGGCGGGUGAGAAGGAGACUUUGGAAAAGUCCGACUUCAUCAGCUUUUUCGCCAAGUGUGAAAAGCCGGAGGGCGCCGACAUGUCAGAGGAGGAUCUUUCCCGGGUCUUCGAUGUCCUCGCAGAGGAGGAGACCAUCGAGCAGGGUCGAAUGACGGCGCUCAUCCGCUGCUUUAAAAAGGUCGUCAAGGAGACCGUUCUCACUCGAGACAAGAGCGUCAAGGGUGACUCAAUACGGAGACUCCUCGCCGGAGAGGUGCUAGAGCUUUUGGGCGCCGAGGCGGCCGACGAGGAGGCCGGUGUGCGGCGGGUGAGGUGUCACGCGCUGAGAGAUGGCGCGGAGGGCUGGGUAACUACUUCAGGUAGCAAUGGCACACCCUUUCUGCAAGACUACAGCGGCGUCUACAAAGUUGUCAAGGAGACCAUCCUAACCGAGGCGUUUGAGCUCGACACUUCAGGGGGCAAGGAGGCCCCACGCAAGCUCCGCCCGGGUGACCUUGUGGACGUGCGGAUCUGGCCGAAGAAAGAUGACAAGUCCGGUCUCAUGCGCCUCAAGUGCAAAUGCCGGACGGAUGGUACGGUCGGCUGGGUGACAGCGGUGGGCAACACAGGAACCACUUUCCUGGAGGCGCCAACGGAUAAAUAA